This is a messenger RNA of Amaranthus tricolor (Joseph's coat), 585 nucleotides long. RefSeq lists its product as uncharacterized. The transcript has 2 exons. Bases 1 to 585 code for a protein of 194 amino acids. Lineage: Eukaryota; Viridiplantae; Streptophyta; Magnoliopsida; Caryophyllales; Amaranthaceae. The record is from RefSeq and is a predicted model, not a curated record.
AUGAGUGUUUCAAAGUUUGAGAUAGAGUUGUUUGAUAGGAAUGUUUAUUUUGGGUUAUGGAAACUUAAGAUGGAGGCUAUCUUGGUGCAAAAUGGGUAUGAGAAAGCUUUGUUAGGGAAGUCCAAGAAACUUCCAAGAAUGUCCAUGGAAGAUUUUGAAGAGAUGGAUUUGAAGGCACUUUCGAUGAUACAUUUGUGUCUAUCUAAUAGUGUACUUAGAGAGUUUAUAAAGGAGGAGACAACGACGGGUCUUUGGUUGAAGCUAGAGUCAUUUAAGCUUCAUGAUCUUCAUCUUGAGGAAGGCAGUUCUCUUAAAUCACAUAUAGAUGAGUUUGAUUCAAUUGUGAUGGAUUUGUGUAUCCUUGUUGUGAAUCUUGAUAAUGAGGACCUUGCGAUAAAAUUGUUGUGCUCCCUACCUAAGGAGUACAAGCAUUUUAGGGAGACAUUUUUGUAUAAGAAAGAUGUGUUGACUCUUGAGGAUGUAAAGGGGGCUUUACUACAAAGGGAGUUGAUCGAGAAUCAAUUGACUAAGAGUGGCAACUACUCACAUGAUGGUGAGGGCCUUGUGGUAAAGGGUAGACCUUAG